Molecule: messenger RNA, 1404 nt
Organism: Priapulus caudatus
Lineage: Eukaryota; Metazoa; Priapulida; Priapulimorpha; Priapulimorphida; Priapulidae
Exons: 3
Coding region: 10-804 (264 amino acids)
Source: RefSeq, a predicted model, not a curated record
GACUGUACCAUGUCUCUUGAUGGGCAUGACAAGCUCUGUGGAUUCCAGAAGUCAAUGUUCCCCCUCUGCAUCUAUGGUGCCCAGGACACCUACAGUGGUAGAAUGAAUUUCGUAAGGAUAUGGACAUCCAAUAACAAUCCAAGAAUCAUUGGAAGAUUCUACUUUGACUACUUGUUUGAGAGCAGAGUGUUACCCUCAAGGAUACGCGUGGACAGAGGAACGGAAACAGGUGUUAUGGCUACCAUCCAUAGUUAUCUGAGAGCACAAUGUGGUGAUGUGGAAGAUGGCACAGUCUGUGUAUUGUAUGGGCCAUCUACACAAAACAAGAUUGAGAGGUGGUGGAGAGAACUGUUAGAAAGGAUGGAAAGGUUCUUCAAGAGUCAGUUGUCCACUCUGGUGGAGGAUGGAGAUUAUGAUGCAAGUGAUGAAAAUGACAGGAAGAUGCUUGCAUACAUAUAUAUUCCUGUAAUACAGCAGGAGCUAGAUAUAUUUAGGGUGUCUGUGUGGAAUACACACAGAAUAAGAAAACAGAAGUACAAGGAACUUCCAGUAGGUGUUCCAGAGCACAUAUACACCUGCCCAGAUAAGCAUGGUGGGGCUAAAUGUGGCUUUCCAAUAACAGAGGAGCAACUGAGAGAGGUGGCUGAGCUCUCAGAUGUGCUCGAUGGUACUGAUGACUUUCUGCCCAAGACGUUUCGACAAGAGUGUCAAAUCCAUAUACCCAACAUAGAAGAUGUUGAGCCAUCUCAAGCAGCUAAUUCAUAUUUGUAUUUGAAAGCCAAUUUUGAUUUAAAUAGGUUGUAAAUAAUUUACAGAUAAAAAGGUUAUAGACCAGUCUCAGGGUCCAGAGUCGCGUGAUCAGGUUUUUGUAUACCAUGUGGGGAUUUUUUUGUAUACCACGUGAUCACUUUUUGUCCACCGCCGGGUAGAAAAAAUUAUUUUCUUUCUCUGAUUAGUGUGGGAAUGGUCUUAUCUGAUUCAGUGAUUGGUACAAAGAGUCCUUCCUUUGUCUUUUCGCAAACUGUCGGCAAAAUCCUUUGUUGGUGCAUAAAAAUUGAUCACGUGACUGUUGUUCUCUAACCGCAGGUGGCGUAAAAAUUUGUUGAGUGACACGGUUUACUGGGAAGAGUAGUACACGACUUAUCCAUAGUUUUAAUCCUAUUUUUAUAUACAGGUACCAUUAGAUUGUCAAAAUAAGUUAUAUAAGUUAUACAUGUAGCACUGCUCAAUUUGCAUGUGAGAAUUUGCAUAUAAAGACAAUGAAAAUAGCUUCUUGAUAUGUCAUACAAAAGUUGUACAGUUGUCCUUAGCAGUAAUAGUCCAAUAACAGGGAAUACAUUUUUAACUCACCUUGACAUCGUCAAGAUGAGCUAUUGCCAUGGGGUGUCGUCCAUCGUACGUCCG